Trichobilharzia szidati is the source of this 1615-nucleotide messenger RNA. The record is from the annotation of a GenBank genome assembly. Lineage: Eukaryota; Metazoa; Platyhelminthes; Trematoda; Strigeidida; Schistosomatidae.
UAGCUUUCCAAUGGUGAUACUCCGCGGACAUGUGAAACAUGUCAAAUGGAACGCAUUGUGGACUACUCUGAAAAUUUAUCUACAAAUACAGACUCAGAUGUAAGGAUUGAUGAAGAAGCUUCACAAUACAGUGAAUUAGAGAACUUCAUUUUACCUAUUUCAAAUACCUUCCAUUAUGAUCCUGAAGUGGAAGCACUCCAUAAAAAAGUUCAGUGGAUAGUAUUUUCCUCACUGUUCCCAAUUCUAGGUUAUUAUAUUGAGGAAAGAGUUAUCGAGUGUUGUCUGCCAAUCCGAAUAUUCUGAAGCAGUACGUGCAAAUGCUGAGUUGCAUGCAUCGCUGAUGAAAUUUCAGUUAAUGAGGCAAUUUAAAUGGCAUAUAUCCUUUUUACUAACAAUCUCCGCCGCUUUGCAUGACCAAGAGAGUACAAGUCUACUACAAGAUUCAAGGGUAAACAGUUCAGGCGAAGGUGUAAAUCUACUCACUGAGAGUUCAUUUCAAGCUGGUAGAAUACAAAAUGAUAUUCAGAAACUUUCUCAUGAGAUAAUAGCUGCAUUAAGAGACAAGAAUAUUCAGCUGAAAAAUCUCUCCAUCGAGAAAACUAUACUCCAAAGUUCGUACGAUGAACUGCUUCAAAGGCAUGAAUGUUUAAAGAAAGAGCAUGAAGGAACUCUAAGUGUCAUUGAAACACAGAAGGGAAGACUGUCAGCUCUUGAUAGUCUAAAUAAGGAUUUGACGGAAGAAAAUAGAAAUGUAUCUACCAAACUAUUGAAUACGGAAAAUCUUUUAAACAGAUUAAAAAUUCAAAAUUAUUCACUUAGACAAGAAAUUAAAACAAGCAUUCAAAGCUACAUGAGUACAAUUCUUACUCGACAUAUGGAUCAGAUUAAGCUACAUUUUUUUCAAACAAAUCAAAAAAUCGAUGCACAGUUACAUCGACUCUCUGCAUUAAGACAAUAUCUUAAUGAGAAUAAAUCAAAACUAAAAAUUAGCUUAUACAACGAUACUAAUGGUCGAAAGCAUACAUGUUGUCAAACAGACCCAGAAUUAAUCAGACCCAAUUCAAUGAAUCUAAAACAAAAUCAGUUCACUCAUAAACACCAUCAUCAUCAGGCUGUUGAAGAUCAAAAAUCGAUUAUGCAUAAACUUCAUUCAAUUAUCAAAAUGCUAAAACAAAUUAAUUCAAUGAAUACUAAUUCAAUUGACAAAGAUAAUUCCAUAUAUAAAUCAAUAGAUAAAGCAUUCAACAUUCAACAGAAUAUAGAUACAUUAGAACAAACUGAGCAACUAUUGAACAUGAUCAAUAGUCAUUCAAAUCAGUUCAUGUCAACUGGUAAUAAAUCAAUUAUAUAUGACAAUCAAAAAGUACCGGCAUCUUCAUCAUUGCACAAAUGCAUUGGGAAGAGAUUUUAUAAUUUGAAAUGUCAACAGAACAGGAAAUUACAACAAGAACAAGGACAGUCACAGCAACAACAAAUUGAAAUUUUACAAAAACAUGCGCACUUUUGUACCCAGUAUAUCAACAAGUUACAAAGUGAAAAUGCUGUAUGUAGAGUUCUUGUUAAUUUUAUUUUAUCAUAUUCUAUCUCCCAAUUAAUUUCCUAUACUACUCAUUAA